This is a messenger RNA of Acaromyces ingoldii, 2477 nucleotides long. Its product is annotated as GWT1-domain-containing protein. The record is from RefSeq and is a predicted model, not a curated record. NCBI's taxonomy places the organism in Eukaryota, Fungi, Basidiomycota, Exobasidiomycetes, Exobasidiales, Cryptobasidiaceae. The coding region runs from base 209 to 2404 and encodes 731 amino acids. Gene Ontology annotation, molecular function: glucosaminyl-phosphatidylinositol O-acyltransferase activity. The transcript is spliced from 5 exons. Gene Ontology annotation, cellular component: membrane; endoplasmic reticulum. Gene Ontology annotation, biological process: protein localization to plasma membrane; GPI anchor biosynthetic process.
CGGUGAUUUUAGUAAGUUGCAAUUCGGAAGCUACCAUCCAGAUUCAGGGCUAGCACGGCGGUCGCGCACCAGAUGGGCGGUCCAUCCGUACAAUCGAGAUAGCCAGGCGCACGAUUAUCGGCCGGACACAGAAGAAGACAAAGGCAAAGUCGGCGAAAGCAAGGGCCAAGCGAGAGAGCCGAGGAGGUGGUGCACUGGGGUGGACGCCAUGCCGCCACGCGACUACAAGGAGGCAAAGGAGGCCUUCGUCUCGCAGCUCGAAGGUGGAUCCGUGUGGAAGAUCAACGCAGUGAGCCUCACAGCCCUCACCACAUACACCCUGUGGGCAACAUUGAGGAGUCGUCGACUCUGCUUCGUCGGUGCUUCUUCUUCUUCGCUCGCCAAGAAGGGAACGAAUGCAGGGGGCUUGGGAGGCGUCUUUUCCAACGAGUGGUUGCUCGAGUUUGCCGUCCUCAUCAUCUCGCUCAUCCUCGCCACAAGCGUGCUUGCGCAGCAUCUGCUAGCGCUGAAUGCGUUUCUGGGCACGGCGGCGGCCUAUGUGCUUCUGCGAUAUCCUUCGCCGACAUUGGCCCUGAGGAAAAAAGAGGCAGCUGCGCCAUCGAGGAACGGCAAGCACCGGAGGCACUGGUCUCAGCGCGAAUCAUCAGACGAAGAAGAGGAAGACGAGGCUGAUGAGCGUAAAGAGCUCCUUCAAAGCUCCAAUGGUGCAAAAGUGGCAUCUCAGGAGGACGAGGAGGACGAGGAACCGUUUCGUGUGUCAGUCGAUUCUGCCGCGGAUCAAGCCCACGCCUCGGCCUUUCCCGCCACGAGCUACAUUCCGCCAGAUGAGCAAGGACGGGAUACAAAGGGAAAAAAUCAAGUCAUCGAGCCCUUUGCUUCGGGGCUUGGCUUGCAUGGACUGAGCGAGACGGUCGUGAGACCAGCGGAUUUGUCGCAGCGAUCCACACAAAGACGAGGGAACGGCAGCGCCGGAUGGGUUUCGCCAGAGAGACGAGCGAUGGGGUCUCCCUUAGAGAGGGUACGGGCGAGCGAGAGAGUGGCCAGUCCACAGAGGGGCAGUGCAACCUUGUCGCACCAUGCUCAGCUCUCGUCGACUUCGUCUUCAUCCUCGUCUCUGCACCUUCCUCCACCAAUGCAGGACGCACAGAACGAAGCCCUCGAUCCAACACCACCCUCUAAAAAGCCGCCCACAUACAUUCCCAAGAACCAGCCUUUCUUGACCGUUUACCGGGCUCACAUGAUGCUCAUGACCGUCAUCUGCAUCCUCGCCGUCGAUUUCCCUGCCUUUCCGCGAGAAUUUGCAAAGUGCGAGACCUGGGGCACGAGCCUGAUGGACCUGGGCGUAGGAUCUUUUGUGUUUUCCCUGGGCAUCGUCAGUGCGUUGCCUCUGCUUCGCUCGCCGCGCCACCGAUUCCAGCCUAUGCGGGCGCAGCUGCUGCGAGACGCCAGAAAGACGCUGCCCCUCUUUCUCCUCGGCGCUAUUCGUGUCAUCAUGGUCAAAGGCGUAGAGUACCCGGAACAUGUUGCCGAGUACGGCGUCUACUGGAACUUCUUCAUCACAUUGGGAUUACUUCCCUUCUUCGGAACGCUGUGCAGACCAAUGGCGAAGCACGCGCGCUUCUCUGUCAUGGGACUUUUCGUCUCCGUCGUUCACCAAGUCGUUCUCUGGACAACGGCGCUCCAGUCUUGGGCGAUUUCUGAUGGACCCCGACCGGACCUCUUGACGCAGAACAAGGAGGGCAUCACGAGCCUGCCCGGCUACUUUGCCUUGUUUUUGCUAGGCUUGGAUCUCGGCCAUUAUGUCCUGCCCCGUGACCCAUACCUCGCGUACCGCCGCCCAUCAAAAAGCCGACAGAGGGCCAAGACGGACAAGCUGGCGAUGGUUCUGGCAAGCUUCUCCUUGUUGUGGUGGGGCGCCUACGGGCUCGCUCGCUUGCUUGGCUUCUUUGUUAGUCGGAGACUGGCAAAUUUGGCUUACGUGCUCUGGGUCACGGCAUAUAAUUCUUCCUUCAUUCUCGCCUACGUCUGCAUCUACAUGAUUAUCCUCGAGCCAGCCGCAAAGGCCGAGAGGCAGCUGAGGGAGUCAGCAGCAGCUGCAGAUGACGAGCAAGCGAGGUCGAAAAGGGGACGCGGAAAUGAAACAGUGGCAGCUGACACAGGAGAGGGUCGCAGCGAAGACGAGGACGAAGAAGACUCGUUGACACCAUCGCUGUUGAAGUCGCUCAAUUCGCACGCUUUUGCCGUGUUUCUCAUCGCCAAUCUCCUCACAGGCACCGUCAAUCUGACCCUGCAGACCAUGUAUUCUUCCGACACCGUCGCAGUCAUCAUCCUCCUCCUCUACACAGGCGUAUCGCUCGCGAGCGCCUCUGUCCUGGAUGUGUUAGGCUGGAGGCUCAAGAUGUGAUAGUCUCUCAUAUAGUUGCAUCGCAUGUAGAACCAUUUCGAGCAAAGCUUUUGUAAUGCACAAAAUUAGCUAC